Molecule: messenger RNA, 778 nt
Organism: Pangasianodon hypophthalmus (striped catfish)
Lineage: Eukaryota; Metazoa; Chordata; Actinopteri; Siluriformes; Pangasiidae
Exons: 6
Coding region: 69-653 (194 amino acids)
Source: RefSeq, a predicted model, not a curated record
CACAGACAGGAGUAUAAAGUUCCUGCUGGUGUCCUGUUUGUACAGUAGUUCAGCACAAAGGGGCUGCCAUGGCUUUCCUGAUAUACAGCUUCGCUCUGGUUCUCCCGAGUGUCCUGGCUUUGAGCUCCAACACUGAGCCGAACUGUGAGGAACUCAUAAAGCCACUGGUGCUGGAUGGCAACUACAGCUCAAUCAUGGGGAAGUGGAUCCUCGCUGGAGGAGUAUCUGAAGGUAUUGUGGGAAUGAUCAUACAAACGAUGGACACACACUGGAUGGAGCUCUCACCUGGUACAAACAACGAAACCAUCCUUGUGAGACAAGCGUUCAGUAUAGACAAAAUAUGUCGGUUUGAAACCAUGGAAUUACCUCUUACAAAAAAUACUGUGUCUGAGUCUGACAGUGGAACUGUCCAGUUCUAUUUAUUACCAUCCUGUUCCAACUGUCUCACUGGAUUCUACUCUCAUCAGGAUAGAUACUACUCCAGCAGAGUACUUUUGCUGUUUUCUAGGGAACGCAAAGCUUCAAAAGAGGCGAAGGAUUUGUAUCAAAAGCAAGCUGAGUGUCUGGGAUUUCCUAAAAUGUUGAUCUUCUACAAUGAUGUAACAGAAUUGUGCCAGAAGGAUACAAAUGAGACUACAGCUGAGCAGAACUGAAAACAAUUCUCAUUACAACAAUGAUUCUUUCUGUCAAUGUCAGUACCUGUUAAAAAAUUUGGUUAAAAAUUUUUUGAUCUGUUAAACCUGAUAAAGCUGUAUUAGAAAUAAAGUGCUCAACUCUG